AUGACGUCCCGAGCGGCUCCCGCCAGUUCCGUCGCCGUCGCGCCUUCCUCCCUCGAUUACCACCAGUCUUCACCCGAACAGCGGAAAAAUAUGCCUCCCAUUGCCCCCCCUCGGACGUCUUCGACGAACUACUCGAGUGCAGCGGCCACCGCGACCACGAAGAGACGCGAUCACGCUGCCGACAAGGCGACUUCCUCACCGCGACGUGGUCAAGCAGAUGCUACGAACGGCAAUGCCGACUACACAUACUCUGACGACGGGUCCGCGUCGCGCAGCAGAAGAUCGCAUCAGCAAAUGGCGCCCGAUUCACCUCAUCGGUCUACUGGGAACAGGCCUGGAAGCCAGCCUACAGUCAUUCCCGUCCGAUCACAUGCCCCGCCCCAGACAACUGCGUCUCCCAAGCAGCCCUCGCGCGAAGCGAGCGAGGUGUUGAACAGAAUGGUGAUUUCUCAGCCUGAAGUUGAUAUCGCCCGCGAAAAAGAGCGACUGACAGAGGCCCAACCUGCUCACAUCGGGUCAUUACAAGAUGAUGCUGCACCGCCCCCCGUCGUUGCGAUGACUGAUCACGAUGAUGGCAGACGAGGAGUCAGAAGCCGGCACGAGCACUCUGGGAAGCGUGAAAAAGUAGUUCGAUUUGGCGACUACAUCCUCGGCAACACAAUUGGCGAGGGUGAGUUCGGAAAAGUCAAACUCGGCUGGAAGAACGAUGGCGGUGUGCAAGUCGCAAUCAAGCUGAUCAAGCGAGACAGUGUGGGCAAUAACCCCUCAAGGCUAGCAAAGAUUUACCGUGAAAUCGCUAUUCUUAGGGGCAUUUCCCACCCCAACAUUGUUCGCCUGCAUGAAAUGGUCGAGACCGAAAGGCAUAUUGGUAUCAUUCUUGAGUACGCUUCUGGAGGUGAAUUGUUCGACUAUAUCCUGAACCACCGAUAUCUCAAGGACAAUGCCGCGCGAAGACUCUUCGCCCAGCUUGUCUCUGGUGUCGGUUAUCUACACAAGAAGGGCAUCGUCCACAGAGAUCUCAAGUUGGAAAACCUGCUUUUGGACCGGAACCGUAACAUCAUCAUUACUGACUUUGGCUUUGCCAACACAUUCGACGCCGAGGAAGAGCUUUCCGAAGAGGAGGAGCUGAAUCUCGGCGACCGCGAGUUCGUCAAGAAGCUGGGCCUGGACAGAGUCAAGACCAAUGGCUCGAGGAAGGGUGACCUGAUGCAGACUAGCUGUGGCAGUCCUUGCUACGCUGCUCCGGAACUCGUCGUUAGCGAUUCUCUGUACACUGGCCGGAAGGUCGAUGUGUGGAGCUGCGGUGUUAUUCUGUAUGCCAUGUUGGCUGGCUACCUCCCCUUCGACGAUGACCCCGCGAACCCUGAGGGCGACAACAUUAAUCUACUGUACAAGUACAUCGUCAACACCCCCCUCACCUUCCCCGAAUACGUAACCCCUCACGCUCGCGAUCUUCUCCGGAGAAUACUGGUUCCCAACCCGAGGAAACGAGCGGAUUUGUUCGAGGUGGCUCGUCAUAGCUGGCUGAACGAGUACGCACACGUCGUCGAGUUCAUCACAAGCAGCACUACGACACCGAACGAGAUCCAGAACACAACCGUACCUUCGGAGGACUUCGUGGAGGAGCCUGGUAUUGGACGUAGCGCAUCGGUCCGCGAGGCCUCGAAGACGAAGGCCAAUGCCCCUACUUCGGUCGGAGGACUGGCGAGCAAGCAUGCCAAGAUCGAUACGGAUGCAGAGGCAGCCGCCAUUGCGAAGCAGCACAAGGACAAUAAGCGUCGUACCGUGCAGGUCGAAUACGUGGCGCCAACAACACAGACUCAAAGAGGGGAGGCGGCUCCGUCGGGCAGCAAAUCCCGGGCGCGCUCAAACAGUCAAGGUCCGGUGGAGGUCGCGGAUGGCCAGGCACUUCAGGACAAACCUCUCCCUAGAGACCCUCCCGUCUCGCGAGACUCGUACAGGGUCGCCAGUCGGCAGAACACGCGCCCGCCAAGCUCUCAUCGGAACACGGCAACGGCUCCUUCAAGGCCAACGCGCGAAACCCGCGCGACAUCCGACAACGCAUUCGUGUCCUCAACGUCGAGCGUACCGGCGACCGGCAGACCCCAAACAGGAAACUCGAUGGCGUCGGGUUCUAUGGGACUGGGAGCCGGGAACCGCACAUCGUACAGCCAGCCAAUCCCCCCCGCCGUUGCGGGCACCAAUGCUCAUGGCCGGAUUCAACAGCCUAGUUCCCAGGAGCCUCAGGCUAUGGGAAGGCCCAGUGUCAGCGUACCCUCAAAGUUUGCUAAGGUUGCAGGAUUCGCCGCAGAGCAGCAAGCCGCCCAGAGCCAGAGCCAGGCCCAGACCCAGACCCCGCCUCAGUCGAGCGAUGGUAGAGGUCACGGACACAAGCGUUCCAACACCAUCGGCUCUCUGCUGGGUCGCAACGGGUCCAUUUUUGGGGGUAAGAACCGCAGCAAACGACCCGAGUCUCAGAUGGCAGACAAGAGCCGGAAGUAUCCUCCGGUCAGCAUGCCCAACAACAUGCCGGCUGAAGGUCAGCCCCGCCCCUCGAUAGACUCGAGGACGUCGAGACACUCCUUCUCCCGGAGCUUCGGAAAGAAGCGAAGCGGUAGCAUCGCCGGUUCCCAGACUUCCCACGAAAAGCCAAACAGAAGGUUUUCGUUGAUCCCGCAAACUUUCUCGCUGAGGGCCAUUGGCUUAGGCAGGGAUUACGACCGGCCGCCGUCGGAGCCUCAGUCUCAGCCUGACCUGCCCAUUCAAGAACCCCCCGAGGUCGACGAGCAUGGACGGUACGUGGAUCGACAAGGUCAAUCGCGGGGCUACGAUGGUGGUCACGACCAGGGGGGGUAUCGACAGCCUCCCGGCUCCAACUCGGCACCGCAGCUUCAGCAUCAAGAUUGGCAGAAUCAGCAACAAGAUUAUCAACAACAGCAGGAGCCGCAGCAUAUGGGCCCAAUCGGGCAACCCAGCUCUGUACCGGGCUAUAUGCAACAGGGUGCGGUUCUCAACACGGGUUCGGAAUCGUCGUUUGAGAAUGGCUACCAGCAAAGAAGGCAGUCGAGCGCAGCAUACCACGGUAGCGGGUUUUCUGAGUCGGAAGGCUACGACCGACAACAGCAGUCCAACUCCCCCCGUGGAAACGGCCGAUCCAGCUUGUUGCAGAAGAAUAAUAAGAGAUUUACGGACGCAGACUACACCGGCCACCAAGGCAGCAGCGGAGCCGCCAAAAGAGUCAUGGAUUUCUUCCGGCGACGGGGCAAAGCGAGAGGCGGCGACGAGAGAUAG
Molecule: messenger RNA, 3291 nt
Organism: Colletotrichum navitas
Lineage: Eukaryota; Fungi; Ascomycota; Sordariomycetes; Glomerellales; Glomerellaceae
Exons: 3
Coding region: 1-3291 (1096 amino acids)
Biological process (GO): intracellular signal transduction; protein phosphorylation
Cellular component (GO): cytoplasm
Molecular function (GO): ATP binding; protein serine/threonine kinase activity
Source: RefSeq, a predicted model, not a curated record